AUGGAGCAAUAUGCAGGCACCGUGGAUCCGGAGGAUCACCUGGAGACUUUCAAGUCCCUCUUGUUCUUCCAAGCUGCUUUAGACGCUAUAAUGUGUAGGGCCUUCCCCUCCACCCUAAAGGGAGCGGCGCGACAGUGGUUCAAUAGGCUCCCUCCACGGUCUCUCUCCAAUUUCACAGAUCUAGGCAGGGCCUUCUUGGCUCACUUUGUAAGUAGUAGAGUCCACAAGAAGAUAGCAGCCAAUCUACUGGCCAUAAAGCAGCGCCCCAAUGAAUCCAUUAGAGGUUUUCUUACAAGAUUCAAUAAAGAAGCCCUGGAGGUGCGAAACUUGGACCCCAUAGUGAAGUUCCAGGCGUUGCGUAGUGGAAUUCGAGAUGUCGAGUUAAAAAAGUCCUUGAUCAUGGAUGAACUAGGAGACAUGUAUGAGCUAUUCUCAAGAUGUGAAAAGUAUAUCAACUUGGCCGAAGUUCUUACGGCCGAGAAAGAAGAUAAAACCGAGAAGAAAGCACAGGAGAGAGAGGAGACCCCCCGAGAAGUUGGCGCAAAACGCAGCCGAGAUGACAAGGAGGGUAGAAAAAAGAAAGAUGAUGGGAAAGCAUGGGUACCCAAAGCUGCAGAUCUGGAAUCCGAGCCGGACUAUAUGGCCCUGACUCAUACCCGAGCACACAUCUUGAAUGAAAUCAAAGACCAAGUGACCCUACGUUGGCCGGCCAAGAUGGUCAAGCCGGUGCAUGAGCGCAAUAAGAACAAAUACUGUCAUUUUCAUCAAGACCACGGUCACAACACCGAGGAGUGCCGGCAGUUGAAGGAUGAGAUAGAAGCUCUCAUCUAG
This is a messenger RNA of Telopea speciosissima, 831 nucleotides long. RefSeq lists its product as uncharacterized. The record is from RefSeq and is a predicted model, not a curated record. The coding region runs from base 1 to 831 and encodes 276 amino acids. Lineage: Eukaryota; Viridiplantae; Streptophyta; Magnoliopsida; Proteales; Proteaceae. The transcript has a single exon.